Messenger RNA from Harpia harpyja (harpy eagle), 6994 nucleotides. It is a transcript of the gene CPD, whose product is annotated as carboxypeptidase D. Gene Ontology annotation, biological process: proteolysis. The transcript has 21 exons. Gene Ontology annotation, molecular function: metallocarboxypeptidase activity; zinc ion binding. The record is from RefSeq and is a predicted model, not a curated record. NCBI's taxonomy places the organism in Eukaryota, Metazoa, Chordata, Aves, Accipitriformes, Accipitridae. Bases 1 to 4071 code for a protein of 1356 amino acids.
AUGGCGAGCGCGGUGCGGGGGCUGCCGCCGCUCCUGCUCCUCUGCGCCUUGCUGCUGGGCCCGGCCCGCGCCGCCCAUAUCAAGAAAGCGGAGGCGGCGGCGCCCGGCGAGGCGCUGCGGUACCUGCACUCGACCGAGCUGGGCGAGGCGCUGCGGGCGCUGGCGGCCGCGGCCCCCCCGGGCCUGGCGCGGCUCUUCAGCAUCGGCCAGUCGGUGGAGGGACGGCAGCUGUGGGUGCUGCGCCUGACGGCGGGGCUGGGACCGGAACGGGCCGGCGAGGAGCCCGGCGGUUCGGCCCUGCCCGGCCGGCCGCAGGUGAAGCUGGUGGGGAACAUGCACGGGGACGAGCCGCUGGCGCGGCCGCUGCUGCUCCGCCUGGCCCAGGAGCUGGUGCGGGGCUGGGCCGGCGGCGAGGAGCGCAUCGGCCGCCUGCUCAACACCACCGACCUCUACCUGCUGCCCAGCCUCAACCCCGACGGCUUCGAGCGCGCCCGCGAGGGCGACUGCGGCGGCGGCGGCGGAGCGGAGGGCGGCCGGGAGAACAGCCGCAGCCGCGACCUCAACCGCAGCUUCCCCGACCAGUUCGGGGCCGCCGAACCCGACCUGGAGCCCGUGCCCGAGGUGCGAGCCCUCAUCGGCUGGAUGCGCCGCAACAAGUUUCUGCUCUCUGGCAAUCUUCAUGGUGGCUCGGUGGUUGCAAGCUAUCCCUAUGAUGACUCUCCCACACAUAAGCCUACAGGAGUCUACAGUAAAUCAGCUGAUGACGAAGUGUUCAAAUAUUUGGCAAAAGCUUACGCGUCACAUCACCCCAUAAUGAGAACUGGCAAACCCAAUUGUCCUGGCGAGGAGGGAGAAACCUUCCAAGAUGGUAUCACAAACGGUGCCCAGUGGUAUGAUGUAGAAGGUGGGAUGCAGGAUUACAACUAUGUGUGGGCCAACUGCUUUGAGAUCACGUUGGAGCUGUCCUGCUGCAAAUAUCCACCGACCUCUGAGCUUCAGCAGGAGUGGGAGAACAACCGGGACUCUCUCCUUGCUUUCAUUGAGAAGGUCCACAUUGGUGUGAAAGGCUUUGUCAGGGAUGCAGUCACUGGAGCUGGCCUGGAGAACGCGAUCAUUGUUGUUGCUGGUAUUGCUCAUAACAUCACAGCAGGCAAAUUUGGUGAUUACCACCGACUGCUUGUGCCUGGGACCUACAACGUGACUGCAGUUGUAAUGGGUUACACACCAGUGACCAGAGAGAACAUCGAGGUGAAGGAGGGAGCUGCCACAGAAGUGGAUUUCUCCUUGCAGCCAACUGUAAUGCCACCAGCUCUUAACGUCACGCAGUUCACAGCAACGCCUGCUCCUGUCUCUACCAUCACCCCCACCCCGGUGCAGGCAGAGGCCCCAAGCCCAACCUCUCUCCAUCAACCUGUCCAACCUGUGGACUUCCGCCACCAUCACUUCUCAGACAUGGAGAUCUUUCUGCGGCGGUACGCCAACGAGUACCCCAACAUAACUCGACUCUACUCUGUGGGCAAGUCGGUGGAGCUGCGGGAGCUCUACGUAAUGGAGAUCUCUGACAACCCUGGCGUCCAUGAAGCAGGUGAGCCGGAGUUCAAGUACAUCGGUAACAUGCAUGGGAAUGAAGUUGUGGGGCGAGAGCUUCUCCUGAACCUCAUCGAGUACCUCUGCAAGAACUUUGGCACGGAUCCUGAAGUGACAGACCUGGUCCAGAGCACACGGAUCCACAUUAUGCCGUCCAUGAACCCUGAUGGCUAUGAGAAGUCCCAGGAAGGAGACAGAGGAGGUACCGUUGGCAGAAACAACAGCAAGAACUACGACCUGAACCGGAACUUCCCAGAUCAGUUCUUCCAUGUGGCAGACCCUCUGCAGCCAGAAACUCGCGCUGUCAUGACCUGGUUAAAGAAUUACCCAUUUGUGCUCUCGGCAAACCUGCACGGAGGUUCUCUGGUGGUUAAUUACCCCUUUGAUGAUGAUGAACAAGGAAUAGCCAUAUACAGUAAAUCCCCAGACGACGCUGUGUUUCAGCAGCUGGCGCUUUCCUACUCCAAGGAAAAUACAAAGAUGUAUCAGGGAAGCCCUUGUAAGGAUAUGUACCCCACUGAGUACUUCCCGCAUGGCAUCACUAAUGGGGCUCAGUGGUACAACGUUCCAGGUGGGAUGCAAGACUGGAAUUACUUAAAUACGAACUGCUUUGAAGUGACCAUUGAGUUGGGCUGUGUGAAAUAUCCAAAAGCUGAGGAGCUGCCAAAGUACUGGGAGCAGAAUCGUCGAUCUCUCCUCCAGUUCAUGAAACAGGUUCACCGCGGCGUCUGGGGAUUUGUGCUGGAUGCUAUGGACGGAAGGGGCAUUCUCAACGCCACCAUCAGCGUUGCCGACAUCGACCACCCGGUGACCACCUACAAGGAUGGAGACUAUUGGCGCCUCUUGGUCCAGGGGACAUACAAAAUCACAGCUUCUGCCCGAGGGUAUGAUCCAGUGACUAAGAUGGUGGAAGUUGGCAGCAAAGGUGGGGUGCAGGUCAACUUCACUCUUUCACGGACAGACAUCAAAGUGGAGGAGGGGAAGGUGCCGGUCUUGAACACCCCAGACACCAGUGACCCCAGCGAGAAGGAGUUUGAGACCCUGAUCAAAGAUCUCUCUGCUGAGAAUGGCCUGGAGCGCCUCCUGCUUACCUCCUCAGGGGAUGUCUCUCCUUAUCGAUACCGCCCUUACAAGGACCUCUCUGAGUUCCUCCGAGGCCUCAAUCUGAACUACCCACAAAUCACAAAUCUCACCAGUUUGGGUCAGAGCGUUGAGUUCCGUCAGCUCUGGUCCCUUGAAAUCUCCAACAAGCCCAACCAGUCUGAGCCUGAGGAGCCAAAGAUCCGAUUUGUUGCUGGUAUUCACGGAAACGCUCCCGUUGGUACAGAGCUGCUCCUGGCACUGGCAGAAUUUCUUUGCAUGAACUACAAGAAGAAUACUGCUGUUACAAAGCUGAUUGACCGAACGCGGAUUGUGAUUGUGCCUUCCUUGAAUCCAGAUGGACGUGAGAUAGCACAGGAGAGAGGCUGCACAUCGAAGAUAGGCCAGACCAAUGCUCAUGGCAGAGAUCUGGACACAGACUUCACAAGCAAUUACUCCCGGUACUCGGGGACACGAGAGCCUGAGACCAAAGCCAUCAUAGAGAAUUUGAUAUUGAAGCAGGAUUUCAGCCUCUCUGUUGCGCUAGAUGGAGGAUCUCUGCUUGUCACUUAUCCGUAUGAUAAACCAGCACAGACAGUGGAGAACAAAGAAACUCUGAAGCAUUUGGCAUCUCUGUAUGCAAACAACCAUCCGCUGAUGCAUUUGGGCCAGCCAGGCUGUCCAAAUAAGUCAGAUGAGAAUAUUCCUGGCGGUGUGAUCCGUGGCUCUGAAUGGCACAGUCACUUGGGAAGUAUGAAGGAUUUCAGUGUUAUGUUUGGUCAUUGUCCUGAGAUAACUGUUUAUACCAGCUGCUGUUACUUCCCGAGCACCGGACAGCUUCCUGGCUUGUGGGCAGACCACAGGAAAUCUCUCCUUAGCAUGCUUGUGGAGGUUCAUAAGGGAGUCCAUGGGUUUGUCCAAGACAAGAGUGGCAAGGCAAUUUCUAAAGCUACCAUUGUUCUUAAUGAAGGCUUGAGGGUCUAUACUAAAGAAGGUGGCUAUUUCCAUGUGCUGUUGGCUCCAGGUUUGCAUAACAUCGAUGCGAUAGCCGACGGGUACCAGCAGAAACAUGUCAAGGUCUUUGUACGUCAUGAUGCACCCAGCUCUGUGUUCAUUGUAUUUGAUACCGAAAACAGGAUAUUUGGUCUGCCAAGGGAGCUGGUUGUAACUGUUGCAGGUGCCAGUAUGUCUGCUCUGGUCCUCACCGCCUGUAUCAUCUGGUGUGUCUGCUCAAUUAAGUCCAACAGACACAAGGAUGGCUUCCACCGCCUCCGGCAGCACCAUGACGAUUACGAGGACGAAAUCCGCAUGAUGUCCACUGGCUCAAAGAAGUCCCUCCUGAGCCAUGAAUUCCAGGAUGAAACAGACACUGAAGAAGAAACAUUGUACUCCAGCAAACACUGACACCUCCGGGGCAGCAAAGGAGGUUCCCAUGGACCAGACCCUGUGGUGGGGGGCGAUCCCUGUGGUUCAGUUUUGAAACAUUAGCUUGCAGGAUGUGUCCUCCAGAGGUGUGGGUGGCAGCUCCCAACUUCCCUCUACUGUUUGCUCUGUUCCCAUGUACACGCAAAUCAGUGGGUGUUGGAGGCUGUGUUCGGGCUAAGGACAUGGCUUGUUACAUUUUGGGUCAAGAUCUGGAGGUUCACAUGAUGUUUUUUGAAAGGCAACUUAACAGGGUGGCCGGCAGAGUUCCUAGCACUUCCCCAGCAUCUCAACACAGUGAGCAGAUGGUGGGGAAGUGCCCCAAGACCUGCAUGGAGUUGUAGUUACAACACUCCAAAGCAGUUUCUCUACCUGUUUUGAUUUCAUGUUUUCCACUCUGUACUUGGGGGAAGCCAGAUUCACUUCACUCCACGUUCUGCAGAGCAGCCCUUGGAAAAAGACCAAAAAAAAAAAAAAAAGCCCUUGGUUCUCAGCUGGUCCCUUGGAGCUUUUCCCCACCAUGAGAUGCUGUGGCCUGCUAUGAUCUGCAGUGGUUGUGGAGCACCUCUACUGUGCUGCUAGUUCCAGGCAGUGACUUCGCAUCCUGAAAGCUGGGGGAGAUGAUAUCCAUUCUUGAUGUGAGCUGGAGAAAGGAGCAAAUGUCAGAGCUUCAGUGAACUCUGACAAAGUUCAGUUACUUGCCAGCUCUGCGGUACUGCUGUUCCUGACUUCUGGGGAAGAAAGAAACUUUAUCCCCAUCACCCCUGGUUGCUUUUCGUUUGUGUAGUAGACUUGGCCUUUGGGGUCUCAUGUUAGUGUUACAACAGCACAGUGUCUGAAAGAGCAGCUGAAGGUUGUUUUAAGCAAAUGGAUAAACUGUGGUGGAUACUGUAGAAAAGCAAUCAGUUACUGACUUCACCUGAUCAGUUUUGCUCAAGUCCACCACUAUUCAGGAGGAAACAGUGAAAUCUGACCACUGUAUUUGAGCAUUAUUGCAGCAGCAGGGAGAGGUCAUGGGAGUAUCCAUGGCCCAACUUCAGUCUUAAAUUUUGAAGAAAAGCUGUACCAUUUGCCAUCGUCCACCUAAUACCAUUUAGUGAUCAGAGCACUUUGGAAAUGCUCUCUCAUCAAGCUCUGGUGAUGGUAGGCAUCAGAUUAGCCUGCUGGCUUGGCUCUGUUCUGCUACUACAGCGUCCCUGAAGUACGUAGCAAGAGCUCCACCUGCUUGUGUGUCUGCAGUUGUGUCCGCUGCUGCGGAGACCUGGAUGCAGAGCAUGAGGAAGGGCUGAAUGGCUGUGCUGAAGGAGAAGGGAAAAGCAGCCAAAUUUUGUUUUGUAGCACUUGGCGGGAAGUUGGAAAGAGGAGCCGCAGCAUGCAUCCCUAAGACACAUGGGAUUUGUGGGGAACAGAAGGGAUGUCUAGAAGGGAAGAAUGGCUGAAACGUUUGAUUUUCAAAGCCUUUAUGCAUCUCUGAUGUUCCUGUGCUUUCUGGGCAGAAGGCUGGGGUUGGAAUAGGCACUUAUUUUCUUGCUGCUCAUUUUCUCUUUUAAUUCUUGCCCCACUGACCCGAGCUCUGGGGUGCAGGAGCCUGGCGCAGCAACAUCUCAGGCAUCUGUUCUGCAGGAGCUUGGGGAGGCCCACUAGUGAAACCUGCACGUGGUGUCUAUGGGGGGGUGUUUGUACCCAAAUGUAUGAAUGGGGUCUGUUCUGCAGGGCUCUGACCUGGUCUCCUCUGGGGGAACAGUGCAGUGGAUUCCCCGCUGAAGGCUGUUGGGCCAUGUCACCUGGGGAAGGAGCUGUUCCUCCUCUCUGUGUGCAGUAAAUGCCCUUCCAGAACCACGUGCCUGUGGGCAUGCUGUCAUGCUCAUCAUCUCAGCUGAUUUUGUGUAGCUAUCUGGAGGGAUAAACACCCUGGAGGGAUAGACACCAGCAUACUUUCUUCCCUGUUCCACGGGGAAUUAUAUUGCAAGAAACAUGUGAUAAGAUCUGGCUGGGGAGGUAUGCUGGGAACAGGGAGAUGAGGCUGAGCCUUCCCUGUGCUCCUGUCCUGCAUUGCUGUGGCGUGAAAGAGCUGCUCUUUUUGCCUCUGUCUGCAGGAGCCAUGACCAUCUCUGUGCCUGCUCCCAGCUCAUGGUGCUGAGCAGAGGAUGGGAUUUGGUCCUGGGCUGUGACCUGUUGCCACGUGUAAUGGGCUGCAGCACGCAAUAGCGUUAGCCCUGCCUCAUCUCUGAACUUUUCCUGCUUCUGAGGGCUUUAACGAGAGCCACAGCUGGGGUUUUAUAUAAAAGUUGAGUUUGCAAAUGGGUCUUGGGGCUCUGUUUGGGCUUUGUUUGCUCUGGCAGCAGGUAACGGACUGAGCUGGCCUUGCUUUGUCCCACUAGCAAUAAGUCUCGUUAGGAAUCAGCCCUUUCCCUCUGAGAGUGCAUUUUGCAAUUAGCUUGGAGUAGGUGCGUAUCUUUAAGGUGAGUGGAUUUGAGAUGUUUUGCAAACGCAUGAGACUUCUCUCCGCAGCAGGACCAGGUGGGGUGUCUGGCUCUCACUCUGUGCUCGGUGCCGCAGCAAGUAAGCGCUGGGCCUGUUUGUCGCCAGUUUGGGGAAGGCAGGAGCGGCUUCCCCUCCCUGUCAGUCUGUCUGUCUGUCCAUCCGUCCACCCGUGGGAGCGCCCGUGCCCUUUCUGGCGAGGAGCCGGUCCCCCGCGGGCGCUUGCCCCUGGAGCGUGUCGGUCCGUGCACUGUGCCUUCAAAUGUACAUUUUUAAAAGGGACUUGAAUCGCCUUUUCCUCGAAGCGGGACGGGGCGGCGUGAGGCGAAGCCUGGCUCUGCCCUCAGCGGGGCCCUCUGUGUGGGUUGUUUUUUUACCUGUAUACCGAGAUCCAGUAAUCUGUAUAAAACUAUUUUGAUGUCCA